CGACAAGCACGCUCUCUGCGGCGCCCUGCGACCCUCUUAACUAAAAGCCGUUUUGUCUCACAUCCGGCUCUGAUCUGAUUCUUUCUGUCUCCCUGUCUUUGUCGCUCGUUUAUAUCGCUCUCAGCCACUAUGGGAGUCCAAUUUGGCUCCUUCGACAGUAUAUGCCAGACCGCUGCACUCGUCAUCUGUCCUCUCGUGGGCCCUGACAGAGGCAUAGAACCCUCGUGCUACAGCAGGAAUGUGGAAAUUGCUGGGACCCUCAUCUUCCAACCCUCAACAUGCUUCGUUCACAUUGUCGCUAUCAUCAUGACCGCUAUCAUGAUUUUCCAUAUACGAAGCAAGUAUACGGCAGUCGGACGGAAGGAGAUCAUCAUGUUCUUCUACCUCUACGCCAUCAUUGAACUCCUCGCCAUCUUCCUGGACUCUAACGUAAUUCCUACUGCAAAUGUUAGCUAUCCUUGGUUUGCAGCCGUGUAUACAGGGCUCGUGGCGGCAGCCUACGCUUGUCUGCUUAUCAACGGCUUUGUCGGAUUCCAGUUCGCGGAAGAUGGGACGCCAUUAUCGCUCUGGUUCCUCCGUAUAUCCUGUCUCGUUGUUUUCGGUGUCAGCUUCUUCGUUGCGAUCGCAACUUUCAAAGAGUUCGCCGGCUUCAAGUAUGCCACGCCAAUCGGCCUUUGGAUCAUCUACAUCCUGUGGCCACUCAUCUGCGCGGUCAUCUACAUCGUCUCGCAGCUCAUUAUUGUCUUCCGUACCCUCGAGGACCGCUGGCCGAUCGGCGACAUCGUCUUCGGUACUGCCUUCUUCACCAUCGCACAGGUCAUCAUGUUCGCCUUUAGCGUGACCAUAUGCGACGCUAUCAAGCACUACAUUGAUGGCUUGUUCUUCUUCACGCUCUGCAUGCUCUUGAGUGUCAUGAUGGUCUACAAGUACUGGGACAGUAUCACGCGCGAAGAUCUUGAGUUCUCCGUCGGGUCGAAGGCCACUGUAUGGGAAGUUAAGGACCCUCUUCUCGCUGGCGCAGAGGAGCAAUACGAAGACACUGCCAGCGGGUAUCAUGGCCCAGGCAGCCUUGUCGGCGGCGUCAGCGGUGGACAGCUGUACCAAGCUGCCGGCGGACGUGGAUACCCACCUUCUGAGAGAUAUUGAUCAAUUAGUGCCAUGGACACUUAGAACUAUCCUCGUAGUAUCAUAUAUUUUCUAGCUGUGAUUCGCUACGGUUAAUGCACGUUCAGCCUUUGUAUAGCCGGAACACUCCCUUCAAUACGCUGUAUAUCAGACAUUUUCUAUUGCUUUCAUAACUUCUGUUGUUUCCAAGCGCGAAGUUAAAUGCUAAACUUGUGCCAACG
This is a messenger RNA of Phanerochaete carnosa HHB-10118-sp, 1346 nucleotides long. RefSeq lists its product as uncharacterized. Lineage: Eukaryota; Fungi; Basidiomycota; Agaricomycetes; Polyporales; Phanerochaetaceae. Bases 130 to 1146 code for a protein of 338 amino acids. The transcript has 6 exons. Gene Ontology annotation, cellular component: endoplasmic reticulum membrane. Gene Ontology annotation, biological process: protein folding. The record is from RefSeq and is a predicted model, not a curated record.